UUGUUAUUAUUAUUACGUGUGAGAUUUCAUUUUGUAUGAACCGCCAAAAAGGAUCGAAAGACAGACCACAAGAUGGCGAAUUUGAUGGUCUCCACAAACCAAGCGACGGGAACACAAUUUCCCUAUGAAGAAAGGAAACAAGAAAAUUCCACAAUAUUUUCUUCUUUUCUUUUCCCUUCCCUUUCAAUUCUUCCAUUUUCGCCAAGAAUAAUCAUAACGUUCUUUUGUCAUCUAGAUUGGAAGAUUAUUCUGACGGUGAUUUAUGUGAAUCUGGUGCUGCAUUGGAGUCAGAAUCGUCCCUCUGGGAAUUAGAAUGGCAUUACCAGUGAACAUUGAAAUUGGUUCCCAUAUUUGGGUUGGAGAUCCCGAGCUAGCAUGGUUAGAUGGAGUUGUUUUUAACAUUAAAGGAGAAGAUGCUGAGAUUCAGACCAGUGAUGGAAAAACUAUUGUUGCAAAUUUGUCAAGAGUGUAUCCAAAAGACGCGGAAGCUCCUGAAGGUGGGGUUGAUGACAUGACUAAGCUGCUAUAUUUGCAUGAGCCUGCAGUUUUGCACAAUUUGUCAACGAGACAUGAAAUUAAUGAAAUCUAUACUUAUACUGGAAACAUUCUUAUUGCUGUCAACCCAUUCCAAGGGCUUCCACAUUUAUACGAUGCUCACAUGAUGGAACGAUACAAGGGAGCACAAUUAGGAGAACUAAGCCCUCACGUUUUUGCAAUUGCUGAUGUUGCAUAUAGGGCAAUGGUUAACGAGGGUAAAAGCAACUCAAUUUUGGUCAGUGGUGAAAGUGGGGCUGGCAAAACUGAAACUACUAAAAUGCUUAUGCGCUACCUUGCACAUUUGGGUGGCCAUAAUGCUUCUGAAGGACGAACAGUUGAACAACAAGUCCUAGAAUCAAAUCCAGUUCUUGAAGCAUUUGGCAAUGCAAAGACUGUCAGAAAUAACAAUUCCAGCCGUUUUGGAAAAUUUGUUGAAAUUCAAUUUAAUGAGCAUGGAAGAAUAUCAGGGGCAGCCAUCAGAACAUACCUUCUUGAGAGAUCUCGAGUUUGUCAAAUUUCAGAUCCUGAACGCAACUAUCACUGUUUUUACCUUUUAUGUGCUGCGCCACAAGAGGAAAUUGAGAAGUAUAAGCUGGGCAAUCCAAGAUCGUUCCACUAUCUUAAUCAAUCCAGUUGCUAUGAACUGGUUGGUGUUAAUGAUGCCCAUGAUUAUCUCACCACUAGGAAAGCUAUGGACAUUGUCGGAAUAAGCAAGGAAGAACAGGAAGCUAUUUUCAGAGUUGUUGCUGCAAUUCUUCAUCUUGGUAAUAUUGAUUUUGCAAAGGAGGAAGAUAUUGAUUCAUCCGUUGUAAAGGAGGAGUCCAAAUUUCAUCUACAAAUGACAGCAGAGCUUCUCAUGUGUGAUCCUCAUUCAUUGGAAGAUGCAUUACGUCAACGUGUUAUGGUAACCCCAGAAGAAAUUAUCAGGAAAAGUCUUGAUCCUCAUGAUGCAGCAGUAAACAGGGAUGGUUUAGCCAAGACAAUAUAUUCUCGGUUGUUUGACUGGUUGGUGUAUAAAAUUAAUGUUUCCAUUGGGCAAGAUCCUAACUCAAAAUUUUUGAUCGGGGUCCUUGACAUUUAUGGCUUUGAAAGCUUUAAAACUAAUAGUUUUGAACAGUUUUGCAUUAAUUUUACGAAUGAAAAGCUUCAACAACACUUCAACCAGCAUGUGUUCAAAAUGGAUCAACAAGAGUACAUAAAAGAGGAAAUUGAUUGGAGCUACAUAGAGUUUGUUGAUAAUCAAGAUAUUCUGGACCUCAUUGAGAAGAAAACAGGUGGGAUCAUUGCCCUGCUUGACGAGGCAUGUAUGUUUCCAAAAUCAACUCAUGAGACAUUUGCACAGAAGCUUUAUCAGACUUUCAAAGAUCAUAAGCGGUUCAUUAAGCCAAAACUCACUCGUGCAGAUUUUACCAUUGUUCACUAUGCAGGAGAGGUUCAAUAUCAGUCUGAUCAAUUUUUAGACAAAAACAAAGACUAUGUAGUUCCUGAACAUCAGGAUUUGUUGAGUGCUUCCAAAUGUUCUUUUGUGUCGGGCCUCUUUCAGCCAUUUUCUGAGGAGACUGCCAAACCGUCAAAGUUCUCAUCUAUUGGCUCCCGAUUUAAGCUACAACUGCAGCAAUUGAUGGAUACACUAAAUUCUACAGAGCCCCACUACAUUAGAUGUAUUAAGCCAAAUAAUACUUUAGAACCUGCUAUAUUUGAUAGCAUGAAUGUCAUGCAACAACUACGUUCUGGUGGAGUUCUAGAGGCAAUUAGAAUCAAAUGUUCUGGAUACCCUACUCAUAUGACCUUCUCUCAAUUCCUACACCGAUUUGGAAUGCUUGCGCCAGAGAUUUGGAGGGGGAACUAUGAAGAGAGGGUAGCAUGCAAAUGGAUUUUUGAAAAGAUGGAGCUUACGGGGUAUCAGUUGGGGAAAACAAAGGUUUUCCUAAGAACUGGUCAGAUGGCUGAGUUAGAUGCACAUAGAGCAAGAGUACUUCGCAACUCAGUGACAGUUAUACAGAGGCAUGUUAAAACUCGUGCAACUCGUAAAAAUUACCUUCUUCAGCGGCAGGCUUCUAUUCAUAUACAAUCUCAAUGGAGAGGAAAACACGCUCGCCAAUUAUAUAAGGAGAUGAGACAGGAGGCAGCAGCUGUCAAAAUUCAGAAGAAUUUGCGUAGACAAUUGGCCAGAAGAUCAUAUAAUGGGAUGAGGUCCUCUGCAGUUGUCUUGCAAACAGGCAUACGGGCAAUGGCUGCACGUGGUGAAUUCAGAUUAAGAGAGCAAACUAAGGCAGCAACUGCCGUCCAGGCUCAUUGGCGCUCCCAUAGAGCUGUUUCAUGCUAUAAGAAUCUGAAGGAAGCAUCAGUUGUUUCACAAUCUAAUUUGAAGGAAAGAAUUGCUGAGGGAGAGGAUAUGAACUUAAAUAUGGAAGGAGAAAUAGAUUCACUCGAGGUAAAAAAUUAUAAACUUCAAAAACAAGUGGAGGAACUCACAUGCCAUUUGCAAUCAGAAAAACAAUUGAGGAUUGAAUUGGAAGUAGAAAAAGGGCGAGAGAUAAAAACUUUGCUGCAUUCCCUGAAAAAUUUACAAAACCAAGUUGAUGAAACAAAUGCUGUGCUUCUCAAGGAACGUGAGGAUGCACAUAAAGAAAGUGGAGCACAUCUUAUCGUCACAGAAGCCUCUACUCAUGACGAUGAUGCCAAGAAGGGGACUUGCAGUGAAGAAGUGGGGAACUUGAAGGCAUUAUUACGGGCAGAAAAACAAAGAGCUGAAAAUUCUGAAAGGAAAUAUGCUGAAGCCCAGGGAUUAAGUGAAAAAAGACGUAAGAAAUUAAAAGAAACUGAGAGACGAGUUCAUCGACUUCAAGACUCUUUGAACAGACUUGAUCUAGUGUGGCUCAGGAUGUUAUGUUCCAUGUCAGACCAAUUUGCAGACCUGAAAAUGAUCUUGCACACUUCAUCAAACUCGACUUCAACUUCUGGAACCAUUGCCACAGAUGUCCGGGUUGAUUUUGCUUCUGAUAAUUCGGAUGCCUCAUCCAAUGACUCUGAUUUCUCAUUUCCAGCUCCAGUUUUAUCUUCUGCCUCAGAUGACUUGUCUUCUCAAAAUAACAAUUUCCAGUUGAUAGUACAGGAUCUUUCAACAACAGAAAUUUCAGGUUCGGAGGAGUGGCAUGGUGAUAAAGAGGGGGCAUUUGAUGACUACUUCUAAUGUAACUUGUAGCUUCUUUUCCUUCUAGGUUAGAUGCUUACUCAACAUGGGCUUGCUGGCAUUGUAGAGUAGGCACCCACCCUUGAACUGUUACAUCAUACAUAGCAAGCUUUUCUAAAGGAUCUAGAUCAAUUAGUCAGGUACUCCUUCAAAAGAAAAAAAAAGAAAAAUUCUAUCAACUGUAAAUACAUUGCUAGUUCACUAACAUCAGUGUAGUUUUGUUCAUUCUGCUAACAAUGGCUGAAAAUGCCAAAAAAACGAAAAAAAAAAAGAAAGGCGGUAUCAUACAGUCUCUCCAGGGGUGAGCACGGACCAGUUAACCAAACCAAAUGGCCAUUUUGCAAACCGAACCUAAUGGUUUUUAUAAAAUGCAAAUUGAAACUGCUAGUCAGACCAGUUUGGUUUCAGUCA
This is a messenger RNA of Hevea brasiliensis (rubber tree), 4141 nucleotides long. RefSeq names its product myosin-11. The record is from RefSeq and is a predicted model, not a curated record. The coding region runs from base 314 to 3730 and encodes 1138 amino acids. Gene Ontology annotation, biological process: actin filament organization; vesicle transport along actin filament. Gene Ontology annotation, molecular function: ATP binding; actin filament binding; microfilament motor activity. NCBI's taxonomy places the organism in Eukaryota, Viridiplantae, Streptophyta, Magnoliopsida, Malpighiales, Euphorbiaceae. The transcript has 27 exons. Gene Ontology annotation, cellular component: vesicle; cytoplasm; myosin complex.